Messenger RNA from Capsicum annuum, 702 nucleotides. RefSeq lists its product as uncharacterized. The record is from RefSeq and is a predicted model, not a curated record. NCBI's taxonomy places the organism in Eukaryota, Viridiplantae, Streptophyta, Magnoliopsida, Solanales, Solanaceae. The transcript is spliced from 3 exons. Bases 1 to 702 code for a protein of 233 amino acids.
AUGGCACACUUGAAGACGCAGAUGGAUUUUUUGAACAAGAACUUAUUAUCUGCAAAGACAGAAAAAGUGAAAGUUGUUGCAGCCAAAGGUAGAGAUGAUUCUGAUUUGGAAGAAGAAAAUAAUGGCUCUUACAUAGAAAUCAUUAUUAAAAGUGGUAAGGUAUUGGCAAGCCCUUCUAUGGGCAAGCCUUUGGUUGAUAUUGUAGCAGAUGACAUUGAAGAUGCAGAGAUUUAUCAUCAGAUAGAGUCUAGGAAAUCGGAUGAGGGAAAGGAGGCUGAAGUGGUAGUUACCACUGUUCCAAAACUACCCCCUCCAUUUCCCCAUCGAUUGAAGAAGAAGGCUAAUGACACAAAGUUUAGAAAAUUCAUAGCAAUGGUUAAGCAGUUGACGAUUAAUCUACCAUUGGUGGAGGCAUUGGAGAAAAUGCCUGGGUAUGCAAAGUUCAAGAAAGACCUCAUCUCGAAGAAGCGUUCAGUUAGUUUUGAGAUUAGGGACAAUCAUUAUAAUUGUGGUGUUAUUUCCACAAGGUCUCUGGUGCAGAAAAAAGCAGAUCUGGGAGCAUUUACUAUCCCAUACACUAUUGGACCUCUUGACUUUGCAAAAGCUCUGUGCGACUUGGGAGCUAGCAUCAAUCUGAUGCUACUAGCUGUUUACAAAAUGUUGGGUUUGGGAGAUCUCACACACACUGACAUUGACUUUUGA